AUGACGGGAGUCACCAACGCUUUUGUGAAUCAAUUGACGAGCAACCACGCCGCAAACGGCCAUGCGACGAGCGGCAAUGCGACGAACGGCAAUUCGACGAGCGACGGGAAUGCGACGAACGGCUGUGGCCAGCACCCCGCCCCGAGCGAGUUAUUCUCCCUGGCGAAGCGCCGUCGCAUGGACGGCGAUAUCGUCGAGCAUCACACCUCGGUACCUCUGAAUCGGACCGUCAAGUCGGACCCUGAUCUCUGGCCGGACCGCACCGACCUGGACGAUUACGAUGACCGCGUGAAAUCCGCCGCGGCGGCCGCGGCGGAGUGGGCGGAGAUGUGCGACGCGGCAGUGGCGAUGGAGGCGGGGCGGCGCGCCCACGCGCAGAAGUGGUCGCGGCGCGUGAGAGAGGGGCUGGCGAAGGUGGUGGACGUGUGGAAAGGCAUGGGGCGCGAGAGGGACGUCGCGUCGCGCAUGAUGGACGUGGAUCACGGCAGCGGCAGCGGCGGCGGCGGCGGCGGCGGCGGCGGAAGCGGGAUGCUUCCGCGGAUCCGAUCCGUUCACGGCGACCUCGAUAACAGUUUGGAGGAUGGCUUUAUGAUGGUGGACGAUGGAGUGAUUCAGAGCUACUGCGCGGAGGAGCACCAUCACUACGGGCCGCGCAACGACUGCAAGACCAAGAUGAUCUGCACGCUGGGGCCCGCGUCGCGCAGCGUGCCGGUUCUGGAGAAGCUGCUCUUAGCGGGGAUGAACGUGGCGCGGUUCAACUUCUCCCACGGCUCGCACGAGUACCAUGCGGAGACGCUUAGCAACCUGCGCGCUGCUAUGGCGAACACGGGGAUCCUGUGCGCCACGCUGCUCGAUACCAAGGGCCCCGAGAUCCGCACGGGGCAGCUGAAGGGCGGGAAGGCGGUGCAGCUGCAGCAGGGCAGCGAGGUGACGCUAACGACGGACUACGCCACCCUGGGGGACGCCAGCACCAUCGCCAUGAGCUACAAGAGCCUGGCCAAGGACGUGCGCCCUGGCGGACAGAUCCUGUGCGCCGAUGGCAGCAUCUCGCUCACCGUGCUCUCGUGUGAUGUGGCCAAGGGCACGGUGCGGUGCCGGUGUGAGAACACGGCAGUGCUGGGCGAGCGCAAGAACGUGAACCUGCCGGGCGUGAUAGUGGACCUGCCCACCGUCACCGCCAAGGACGCCGAGGACAUCCUGCACUGGGCCGUGCCGCACGGCAUUGACUUCAUCGCCGCCUCCUUUGUGCGCAAGGGCUCGGAUGUUGUUGCCAUUCGCAAGCUGCUGGGGCCGGAGAACAGCAAGCGCAUCCAUAUCAUCUCCAAGGUGGAGAACCAGGAGGGCCUGGUCAAUUUCGACGACAUCCUGCGCGAGUCAGACGGCAUCAUGGUAGCCCGAGGCGACCUGGGCAUGGAGAUCCCCAUUGAAAAAAUCUUUCUGGCACAGAAGAUGAUGAUCCACAAGUGCAACAAGGCCGGCAAGCCCGUCGUCACCGCGACCCAGAUGCUCGAGUCCAUGACCAAGUUCCCGCGCCCCACGCGCGCCGAGUGCACCGACGUGGCGAAUGCGGUGCUUGACGGGACCGAUGCGGUGAUGCUGUCGGGGGAGACGGCGGCGGGGCAGUAUCCGGUGGAGGCGGCGUGUGUGAUGGUGCGCCUGUGCAGGGAGGCGGAGGCGAGUGUGGACCCGGCGGCGGCAUAUAAGGAGAUGAUGGCGGCCACUGCCAUGCCCAUGAGCCCCAUUGAGAGCCUCGCUUCUUCUGCUGUCAAGACGGCUGACAUGAUUCGAGCUGCUGUGAUCGUCGUGCUCACGCGCACCGGAGCGACGUCGAGACUCAUCGCCAAGUACCGGCCACCCAUGCCCGUGCUGUCAGUCGUGGUCCCGGAGCUCAUCCCCCACCCACACGACCCACUGCGCCUCGUGUGCUGCUCCGGUGCCGAAGCUGCUGUCAGGCAUGCACUGCUGGUUCGGGGGCUGCACCCUGUUAUGGCUGAGGGUGGGGCUCAUGCGACGGACAGUGAUGCGACCGAUGCUAUUGUGGCUGCUGCCAUUGGCACAGGCAUAAGUGGAGGGCUGUGCAAUGUGGGUGACACGGCAGUGGUGGUGCAGAAGAUUGGGAACGCCAGUGCUCUUAGGAUUAUGAUUGUGAAGUGA
Messenger RNA from Closterium sp. Yama58-4, 2154 nucleotides. The record is from the annotation of a GenBank genome assembly. NCBI's taxonomy places the organism in Eukaryota, Viridiplantae, Streptophyta, Zygnematophyceae, Desmidiales, Closteriaceae.